CUGAGGCCCCGGCGGCAGGAGCGGGGCGGCUCGGGGCGCUGUCCGGCUGCAGGGCGGCCUCGGGCCGGGCCCCUCGCCCUGCUCGCACACGAGGCCGAGCCCGCAGCGCCGGCGGCCGCCGCUGCUCCGGCCGCUGCCUCCGCCCGCCAUUGGCCGUGCACAGCCCUCCCCCGCUCCCCUCCCCUCCCGGAGCGGCAGGCGCCGGGCAGCGGGGCUCGGGCGCUCCGCGGCGGCGGCGGGAGCCGCGGCGGGGCUGGGGCGCUCCCGGCCAGCGGCGCCGGGGCUGGGCCGGAGCGGGGCCGCCCCCGCCUGAGGGUGAGCCGCGCCCGCGCGCCGCAGCCCCCCCGCCCCGCGCCUGCAGCGGGGACAGGAGGCGGCGGCGGCGGCUGCCCCUCGCCCGCCGUGCCCCGGCCGGGGCCGCGCGGGAGGCUGCGGGCGCAGGGCGGCUCCUCCUCCAUGCGCCGCGGUGCCCGCAGCGCCCGGCUGCCCCGCGGAGCGCGGGGGCGGCGGGAGGCGGCGCGGGGCCGCGCGGAGGAUGCCGGCGGGCGGCGGGGCCCCCGGCGGGGCGCGCUCCCUCAGCCCCACCGCGCUGUCCCGCAGCCUGUCCCGCCUGCGCGAGCAGCGCGCCCGCUCGCGGGCCAUGCUGGCCCUGGGGGUCACGCAGAUGGUGCUCGGCUGCCUCAUCGUGGCCGUCAGCUUCGCCGCCCUGGCGCUCACCACCUCGGCCCGCGUCCGCCACUCCUGCCCCUUCUGGGCCGGCUUCUCGGUGCUGCUGUCAGGACUCAUUGGUGUUGUUUCAUGGAAGAGGCCCCUGUCCCUUGUGAUAACCUUUUUCAUGCUGCUGUCUGCAGUGUGUGUGAUGCUGAACUUGGCCGGGUCCAUCCUCUCCUGUCAGAAUGCUCAGCUGGUGAAGUCCCUGGAAGGAUGUCAGUUGAUUAAAUUCGACAGUGAUGGUGUCUGUGUUUGCUGUGAAAUGCAGCAUCAGACAUCAGGCUGCAGUAACCUGGGAGAAACACUGAAACUGAACCCUCUGCAGGAGUGCAAUGCAGUGAGGCUGACCCUCAAGGACCUGUUGUUCAGUGUGUGCGCUCUCAAUAUCAUCUCCACCAUUGUCUGUGCUUUGGCAACAGCAAUGUGUUGCAUGCAGAUGGUUUCUUCUGAUCUUCUGCAAAUGUUUCCCUCUUACAGCCUUUUUCACUUUAAUUUCUGUGCCUUCCAGCAGGAUGAUAUCACACAGUUUCUGCCACAGAGGCCACAUUCUGCCAAUCCUGACUGCAUGACUCCGCAUGGAACUGUCCUGCACCAAACCUUGGAUUUUGAUGAGUUCAUCCCACCAAUCCCCCCCCCUCCCUACUACCCGCCGGAAUACACCUGCACGCCCGUGGGGGAGGCACAGAGAAGUCUCCAUUUGGACUUCCCUCAUUCUCCAUUUGGUGCUUUAUAUGAAGUAACCAUUAAUAGCCCAGGAAUGCUGUAUCCAAGUGAGCUGCCCCCUCCUUAUGAGGCAGUGAUUGGGGAGAUGCCUGCCAGCCAGGUCACUGGUGCUGCUCAGCAAGUGUCUGAAUCGAGCCUGGGGGAGAGGAACACGACCCCGGACUUCAGCACACAAGUUUCUGUUGAGAGCACCUCUUUGAUGGUCUCUGAGGCUGUUGAUAUCCCAGACCGUAGCUACUCUUCUGAGGAUCUUUGUUCACUGGAAGUUCAAGGAUCUCUCCAAUCUGCAGAUCUUUCUCCCUACUGCAUAACCCCCAAGGGGGCUGCAGACCAGAGCUGCAGUGCCCUGGAUUGCCACACUCACUGCAGGUUUCACAGAACUCGCUCUGAGGGCUUUCCUGAUGAGGGGGACAGCUCCCACAGCCGAGCCUCUACAGACAGGUCUCAAGGACAGGAAAAGAACUGUGCCCACGGCAGGUCCUUGGACUGUUCCUCAGGGAAUUACAGCCCCUCAGAACGAGAACUGCAGAGCUCUGCUCAGGAGAGCAGUGCCACGCCGCCUUUGAAGCAGAAGAAAACCUGCUGUGUGGACUUUCACCAGCCUCCUGCCACUUUCCAGACCUCUCCCUGUUUUGGGCCUGCAAAUCCUUCACCACAUGCAAGUGGCCCCGAGGCUGCUGCCCAGCAGCAGCACCUGGCACAGCAGCCAGCCUCAAACAUCGUCCGCUCCAGCAGUGCCCCCGUGUCCUGCUCCUCUGCCCCUGAAGGUGAUAAUUGUGCCUGGACCUCUGUGUGCAGGCAGUGCCAAGAUGCAGGAUUAUCUCCAGCUACAGGAGAAACAGUUCCUGUCUCUGGUUCUCAUAUGGCUGCCUCUGCUUGCCAGCAUUCUUUGAGCAGUUUUCUACCAACUGGAAAACAGAGGGAUACAAGGAAAAUCGAUCUGCACCUAAAGCCAAAGGCUUUUCACACAGUCUCAAAAGAGCGGCCACACUCCUUAGUGGACCUUAAGGCCUAUAAAGACACAAAAAUUUUAGUGGCAAAAUUUUUGGAACAUUCAAACUGUAAUCUCCCUCCAGAAGUGCGUCACGUAGUGAACAGCAUACGGUCAGUCAUUAAAUCUGAUGAGAGACACAUGGAAGAAGCCAUCUUCAGUGCCAAUAUCAUAGACCAGGUGAUGACGAGUUCCCAGCGGAGCGCGGGCUGCGGGAAGCGGCUGCGGGAGGAUCUGCACCUGCGGAGCUGCGGCGCCCUGAGCUCCCCCGCGGCCGCGGCGCGCCGGGCCCCGCUCGGCCGCGCCUGGGAGCGGCCGCGGCCGCACAGCCUGAUCGGGGUCUGCCGGGAAACCAUCCUCUGACGGGCCACAGGUAUGUCACCGCAGCACGGAGCUGUGGAAGGAACCGGGACUGCGAGAAAUGCCGCUAGUGGAUGACUCUAAAAGGAAAAAGUGUCUUCCUUUGGAAUUCCACUUUUUCCCGCCCCCCACAGCAGGAUGAGAACAGCUGUUUUUCUGAAUGUAAAUUUCAGCCUUGAUUUUUGCAAACUUUUAAUUGAUUUAUUAGUGAAGUCAUAACAAGUGUUUUCCCAACCAGAAAUGCAUUUAUUUCACUGUACUUACAGAAAUGCUACUGAUGCUGCCCAGCAUUUCUUGAAAACCAUUGCAAACCCACCAGAGACUGGCUGUACAACUUAAAAGUUGUAUUUAUUUAAUGUACCUCAAAGUGUUUUAACUAUCGUCAGUGUUUUAAUAAAAAACUUAUUUCUGGA
This is a messenger RNA of Passer domesticus (house sparrow), 3198 nucleotides long. It is a transcript of the gene ENTREP2, whose product is annotated as endosomal transmembrane epsin interactor 2. Lineage: Eukaryota; Metazoa; Chordata; Aves; Passeriformes; Passeridae. The transcript is spliced from 13 exons. The record is from RefSeq and is a predicted model, not a curated record. The coding region runs from base 536 to 2788 and encodes 750 amino acids. Gene Ontology annotation, cellular component: membrane.